Chiroxiphia lanceolata (lance-tailed manakin) is the source of this 3600-nucleotide messenger RNA. It is a transcript of the gene C6H11orf16, whose product is annotated as chromosome 6 C11orf16 homolog. NCBI's taxonomy places the organism in Eukaryota, Metazoa, Chordata, Aves, Passeriformes, Pipridae. The transcript is spliced from 8 exons. Bases 433 to 1974 code for a protein of 513 amino acids. The record is from RefSeq and is a predicted model, not a curated record.
GCAAUUUACUUGUCAUGCCCUGUGGUGGCGGGCUUUUUUCUCCCCUUAAAUCUGAACUGUAGCUUUGAUGCUGUUUUUAUCCUGCAAGAGUAGGCCUAGAGGACACUGAGCUCUCUUAUAAUUCCUUCUCUGCCCCUGCAGUCUUUCAGUGCAGUACCACGUGAACACUGAGCGAAUGUGUGGCAGACAAACGGUCCUCUCGGUAGUCCUGUUCCACUGGUUUUUAAGUAGUAAGGUCAGGAUGUCCAAUCCUGGAAGUAACAACUAUGGCAACCUCCAUAGCAACCAGGAAACACUGGCAGCAAAAGGCUUCCUGUGUCCAACGGGUAAAAGGGCAAGAUUGCUGCACUCAGACUAAAUCCAAACUGAGCAGAUGCACUGUUACCAAUAGCUGAUCACGACUGAGUCCUGCAGGUAUCUGCUUUUGCAAGAAUGGCUCAUUUGGAAGGGUUCCUGCCUACGGGUCACAGGUAUUGCAGUGUGAGGCCACCUCUGGACAAGUUCUCUCGUUCCAGCACUGUACUUGCCAUUAACCCCACCUGCAGGAGCUCUUUUGUAGUGUAUCCUGCCUGGAUCGCUGAGCCCCUCACUCCCCAGAGGUGCCAAUGGAUUAGCCACUGCCUCCACUCCCCCUGUCUGGCAUGGGAGAGACUGGGGAGAUCCGUGUGCAUAGACAGCAACGCGCCUGUGCUGGUGAGAAGGGAACAAGAUGGAUUUUAUUACCAUGGUACAGUAAAAGAGGAGAUAGAGAGUGAAAGAGGCAUGUUCCUGGUAGAGUUUGCCAAACCACUUGUGUCCCGUGGAAAGCAUCCAGUGUGUGUGCAAAAAACAGCAAAGGAUGACAUUCUGGAGUAUGUGAAUGGGAUGAAGCACUCCUUACUCCCUGGAGACAAAGUGCUGGCACCCUGGGAGCCAGAUAUGGCCAGGUAUGGCCCAGGAACCGUCCUCACAGGCAUUGAAACAAGGGACCCCUUACGAGCCUCAGAAGAUGAAGAAAUUACAGUCCAGUUCUGGAAUAAUAAGAAAGUGAAACUCCCACGUAAUGUGGCUCUGUGGAUCCCUCCUGGCCUGUGGGAGAGGACUGUAGAGAUGAUCCACAUGCCCUUCACCAGCAGGCUGAAGUCCAGAGAAAGUCUGGAUGCUGACUCUUUUAUUUUUCCCUACAGUCCUAAACCAGCCCUCAUUUCUGUUUAUGCUGGACACAGCCUUGCCAAGCACUGCUUGCUCUGCUCACCCUGCUGGCCACAUUUCCACUACCACUGUGGUGGUGGUUUGUGCUGUUUGUCAGGAUACGUAAGGUGCAUCUGCUGCUGUCACCCCCGUGCUGAUGCCUGGCGGUCUCUUCCAUCCAGGUCUCUGGUUUUUCAGAACAAAUCUGAAGAGGCAGAGUCCAGCAGUGAGCCCUCUCCAGGCCUUCUAGAACUGGAAGGCACAAAACAAGAAGCAGCUGCAGCUGUGGCUACAUCUUCCUCCUCUUCUGAUUCAGAGUGGGACCUGAAGUCACUCCCCACUGGGAGUACUGUGGUGGACAGUGCUGUUAACACAGCCUGUGGCUGUCUUGAAAAGCCCAAGCUAGGGGAUUCUGCAAGACCUCAGUGGAAAUACUGGAAAAGAAGCCACCACAAGUCACAUUCCAGUAAUUCAGGACUUGGCAGUUGCAGCAGCGCAUGCACGAAGGGAAAGCUGGAAUCCAAAGCCAUCUCCAUUGGGGACACAUCCCGUGUGGCCCCAGCUAAUCGGAGUGCAGUGUUUGAAACCAUUGAGCUGUCUCCCAGAGGGCAACUCACAGUGAGAGAAAUCUUAAGAGACCAAGAUUUCAAGCCAUCACUGGAGGAAGAAGGUUUUGCAGCAUCAGAAAAACAAAGAAACAAAAGAGCGUCGGAUGAUAAAUGUAAAGCGACUUGCGUGGGCGACGACAAACUUGAUGUUAUAGAGCAUGUCAGAGCUCACUUGCAACAAAGCAGAGAAACAUGAUCAACCAGAAUUCAGCACACGUACAACUGAUGAAGUCCAGGGGCUGAAAUUUCAGGAGUCUUCAGAGAGCCUGUAUGAGGGCCAAGAGUAAGUGUCUAAGCAACUGCUGUAUGCCUUGCUGCAAACUUUUCCUCAGGAGCACGAGUGAGGUGAGACUGGAGAAGUGCUGCCUUGCUGCUGCUGCUGUAAUUCACAAAAGCCUAGAGCUUUAUCGGUGUUUCAUGUUCUGUACCAGUCUAUCUGGUACAGACUCUUAAUUGGUUAUGUGCCAGAAUGCCACAAUAUGGCUUCUGAUUAACUGUGCAACUCUCUGUGUGCCCAUUUUCCUGCCUAUACAUACGUUAGGAUUGGGAAGGCACCACUCAUUAAUCUUCUGUGUCAUCAAAGUCUCCACAUCUGUCACAAUUUUUAACCAGCUUGAUGCGAAAUGAUGAUAAAGAAUCAUCAUGCUAUCAAAUACCUCCAUUUAAAAACAAAGUAUUCUAUAAACUUACAUGUUGCUGGCAAGUUUGAGCUCUACUGGGUGCUCUGGAAGCUUCAGAUCUCUGGAAAGAAAAAGAUACUGUUUUCUAAUGAUACAACACAUCCAGCCCAAGUGAGGUGAUGUGUCAUGUGCAGGAAAUUUUCCCCUCCAUGAAAGGACUGAUAUGACACUGGUUGGUGCCACCAGAAGUUACUCUGUCUCCCCCCCCACCCAACAGAAGGCUUAGAUCAAUCCCGGUGUUCCUAAGUCCAUACUGUCAACCUACAUAUAUUAGUGUCUCACAAAUGGAUGAAUAAGAAUUAUCCUGUUGCAAGGGAAGGAAUAACCUUAAAUCAAAACCAAAAGUACCUACCUCUUCUUCCACCUCUCUUUCCUCUGCCUGCCUGCCAUGGUAUUUGCAGAUGUGUUUAAUUUCAUGCUCUUUGCACCUCGGGGCUCCCACGAAGCUAUAGUACUUCUGGACAACAACAGAAACACAGAAUAUUAUGUGGGGAGGCAUCAAAGGCCAUACUCACAGCUACUGCAGAUUUACAACUGAAAGUGGAACUGCACAGCUACUGACUUCCUGUAUUAAUUGCCUGGUUUGUUCUCUUGUGAGGAUGAAAACAAUGCCUGGAUGUCCACAGGACACCUGCCUUAUGGUACAAGACUGUCAGCCCUGAUUUUAGAAGCCUGUCUCCUGACACAAUAUGUAGGGAGGGACUCUGGCACCUCAGAACUGAAGUCAUGAAAAUGUCAGAAGGAAUACACCUUCCUGAUCAGGCUCUUCGAGAAAAGCUCGGGUGGAAGAAGGCACAGUUUAUGGGUCCUUAAUAGGACAUAUAUGACAGUGAGGUGCUUUGCAACCUAGCCAGUGAAGAUUCAUUCUGCAAGGCACAUGCAAGAGCAGCACUCUAAAAGCAGAACAUGUUAAUACUGAAAACUGGGUCAGUAAAGAACCUAAAGUGUUUUCAAGGCUGGUACCAGUAGCACAGCAGUUUUGAGAACUGUAUUUAAGUCCACAGCAGCCCUCUUCUGGUUCAGCUGCAAAGGUACUGGAACCUUCCCCAUUGCAAAUUAAAUAUUAGAGUACAGCUCUGCUGCCAUCUGUUGUCACCAGAGAACUCCUCCCAGGGUUACCUUUUUGAUAACAGGGACCAAAA